UAGGUCUUUACGCGCACCCCAUCAAUUUGUGGCAUGUGGGCACGAGAAAAGUCAACAUCGUGUUAAAACGCAAUUAUGUCUUGCAGCAGCCAAUUAACUUUAACCCAAACCAGAAAAAGGUGCACACGCUCCAAACAAACCCCAUCCUUCCGUUUCUCGUACAUGGGGGCGAGCGUUGCGUCAAAACGGGAAACGAGGAGUGGCACAAGGAUGCGCUUAAAUAGCCAGCCUUUGCUUUUGCACACAUCAGAACAGACUGUUUCGACUAUUCUGACUGUUUUGUUUUUUUGCCAAAUAAUCUUCGGGAUCAUGAUGCGCGGAGCUGUUCGUCUUAUGGUGCUUUGGCUCGGGACACUUCAUGGAUGUAGAAAUUGUGAAGCUGCCCCGAACCCUUCUUCACCGCUUCAAGGUUCCAGCUGGGGAAACCCGCGGAGAUACGUGCACCUGCGCGCCAGCACCGAGCUCAACAACUUCUACUUGGAGAUCAGCUUGACUGGACACGUGCGUAAAACGACGCAUCGGGGUUCAUACAGUGUGAUGUUGCUGAAAGCAGAAACCCGGGACCAGAUUGCAAUAUUUGGAGUGAAAAGUAACCGGUUCUUGUGCAUGGACGCAAAUGGAAAUCUUUUUACAUCUACUCUUUGCCACAGGGAUGACUGCCUCUUCCAUCACAUACUCUUGGAAAACCACCGCGACGUGUACUACUCUACCCGCAAUGGCAUACUACUCGAUCUGGAUGGUGUGAAGCAGGUGUACACAUCGGGUCGCAAUGUGGCGCAGACGUCCCUCUUCAUGUCUGAGAAGAGCACAGUUCCGCUGGAGCGUUUGCAGCAUCGGGAGCGACGCGACCGCCAGGCGGAGGAGUCGGACUCACGCGCUGCCCGUGAUGACGACGUCGACCAAGAUGUCGAGCGCCCUGAGGACCGCAAGAGCUCGCGGGAAACUUACGCUUCACCUAAUGACGACGACCCGUGGGACGUGGAGCACGUCAGGAACCCCGGGAGCCCUCGGAUGUCAGGGACAGUGGGGUGAAGUCACUCGUCCGUUUAUCUUCAUCGUAAUUCGACCACAGGACGUUUUAAUUCAAAUAAUUCUGAGUAAUAUAGGACAGUUUUUAAAUGGAAAAUAAUUACUAAGCAUUUAUUAAGCAUUUUGGAAAACUUGUUAAGAAAGCAGGUUUUUUCUCACUGUCUGAAUUUGCUUUAAUUUUGUUCAUCCAGCAGAAUUUGGGGUGACUUUGGGGUCAUAAUCAGGUGACUCAUAUUUAGCUUAUAAUAUUUGUAGAUUAUUAUUACAUACAGAAACACACAGAAACACACACUGUGGUGCAGCACAACUUUUCAUCAACUUGGGUUCAACGUUGGGAUUUUGUCUUGAGUAAAUGCUAUAUAGUGUUUUAUAACCGCUUAUAACAGGUGUGGUUAUAGACAAGGUUUCAGAAGAAGAUUUCAGCUCAACACCAGGUGAGGACCAAAACCAAAUGUUUCUUUAGUCUUAAUCUUUAAUCUUUUGUUAUUUUAAGAUUUUUACUUCCAAAAAACACACUUUUUGUUUAUUCUGUACCAGUCGAUACAUAUUUCAUUCCUAAUCUGACAAAAAACAAUCAAUCCAAAAACAAUCCACUGGUGCAGGACGCCAACAACAGGCAUAGUUUUAACCUUAUUAAAAAGUAUUUAUUUAUUUAAUUCCAGUGUUCAUAUUUA
Messenger RNA from Tachysurus fulvidraco (yellow catfish), 1703 nucleotides. It is a transcript of the gene fgf23, whose product is annotated as fibroblast growth factor 23. Gene Ontology annotation, cellular component: cytoplasm. Gene Ontology annotation, biological process: positive regulation of gene expression; cell differentiation; fibroblast growth factor receptor signaling pathway. The transcript is spliced from 3 exons. Gene Ontology annotation, molecular function: growth factor activity; type 1 fibroblast growth factor receptor binding. The record is from RefSeq and is a predicted model, not a curated record. Bases 76 to 1032 code for a protein of 318 amino acids. Lineage: Eukaryota; Metazoa; Chordata; Actinopteri; Siluriformes; Bagridae.